This is a messenger RNA of Drosophila virilis, 1359 nucleotides long. RefSeq names its product Enhancer of split mdelta, helix-loop-helix (gene E(spl)mdelta-HLH). Gene Ontology annotation, biological process: regulation of neurogenesis; regulation of transcription by RNA polymerase II; anterior/posterior pattern specification. Gene Ontology annotation, molecular function: protein dimerization activity; DNA-binding transcription factor activity, RNA polymerase II-specific; RNA polymerase II cis-regulatory region sequence-specific DNA binding. Gene Ontology annotation, cellular component: nucleus. Lineage: Eukaryota; Metazoa; Arthropoda; Insecta; Diptera; Drosophilidae. The record is from RefSeq and is a predicted model, not a curated record.
GCAAACUAAAUUUCUUUUAAAUGUUGCACACGUGCAGCGUUAAGGGCAUCUUGCCACAAGCAGAGCGUCGGAGCCACACACACUUACGCACAACGACACGAUUGAUGCUCGUCUUGGGCCAUCAUUCCCGAUCGGAUCCGCUUCGCUCUGAUCGUUUUGAGCGUUGCGUGGUAGCAGUUAGGGGAGGAUUUUGCAAGUGUACGCGCCGCCGACGCCGACGCCUGCUGCAGCUACAAAAAGGAUCAGUUUACCUUGCGGCAAGAUCAUUUCUCAAGCGACUACCGUGCGGUGAACAGCAGCAAGUGUCCGUUCCGCAGCAGAGUUCAACAUACGCCCGGACAAAUUUAUAAAGCUACUUGCAACAUCACAAUUAACAAACACACCCAAUCAAAUUAGUACUAUGGCCGUGGAGGGUCAAAGAUUUAUGACCAAGACGCAGCACUAUCGCAAGGUCACCAAGCCGCUGCUGGAGCGAAAGCGACGGGCGCGCAUGAAUCUCUACUUGGAUGAGCUAAAAGAUCUCAUUGUGGAUACAAUGGACGCGCAGGGCGAGCAGGUCAACAAGCUGGAGAAGGCUGAUAUACUGGAGCUGACCGUGAACUAUCUGAAGACGCAGCAGCAGCAGCGUCUGGCCUGCGGCAGUGCCGGCACACCUCCAGACAUGUCCACACCCACUUCUCCACCUGCGAAUCAGUUGAACUUUGACAAAUUUCGCGCGGGUUACACACAGGCCGCCUAUGAGGUCUCCCACAUAUUCUCCACGGUGCCCGGUGUAGAUCUUAAGUUUGGCACGCAUCUGAUGAAGCAGCUUGGACAUCAGCUAAAGGAUAUGAAGCAACAACUGAUCAGCCCGGUGCCCAGUGAAGAUGCCAUCGAACCUGUCAAUCUGGCCAAUGGGAAGCAACAGCGCUCCACAUCACCACAAGAGAAUCUAGACAAGGGUGAGGAUGUGUGGCGACCCUGGUAAACUAUCCACAAUGCCGAUCCCUUAGCUUUAUUACACUUGCACAUUGAGAGCUUUAUUAAUCUGGUUCUAGUUCAUAAGUCUUAAUCGAGUUUUCCAAGGCUUAUUGUAAACAUUUGCCCUCGUUUAUUAGAUGAUUAUUUGACAAGAUUUUAUACCUAUAUGAUGUGAUGUUCCUGUGAUAGUUUUUAAGUGCGUUUUUUUGUAUCUGAUCUCCAGUAGCAAAUAAUACUUAAAUAUUUAAACAUAAUUAAUCUUAAUUUGAAUACACACCGAGCUUCCCAAUGAGCUUCCAUUUAGAUUAUACUGUAAAAUGAUUACUCAUAGAUAUUUUGAAACAAAUCAUUUAGUUGAUCUUUAAUUUAUACGCUUUUAAUAAAUAUAAACAAUUGUAU